Molecule: messenger RNA, 1755 nt
Organism: Psilocybe cubensis
Lineage: Eukaryota; Fungi; Basidiomycota; Agaricomycetes; Agaricales; Agrocybaceae
Exons: 8
Coding region: 1-1755 (584 amino acids)
Source: RefSeq, a predicted model, not a curated record
AUGUUGGAAGGAGUUGUUAACCAAAUAAAGUCAGCUCAAGAGACAGGUAUAUGGGCCUGGGACUGUGUAUAUAACGAAGUGGUGCUUGCGUAUCCAGCAGCAUUUGCUUUCUUAGGUGAUAACCCAAUGCAGAAUUUUAAUCAGUCACCAUUGUACAGUCCUGUUGCUUCAGAAAAUGGAGGCGAGAGCAUACCACACAGUCCAGCUACUUCUGAUCAUCAAGAUGAUGUAGCAGUCAGUCGAAAACGCAAGCCAGAAAGCAUGGAAUCAAUGGUCAAACGUAUUACAGCUUUUUUAGAGACUGGCAGGUUGCGAUGCAAACAAGAGACUAUACAAAUAUUGCAGUCCUAUCUCAAUUUAGCAUCCAGUAUUGGCUCCAAAACCAAGCUCAAAACCGAGAAAACAAAGACCGGUAUCAAGGACACUUACCAGGAUUUCUUUCUUGAGAAGUUACUCACGUCGUACACAAAGGAAAAGGGGCCGAUGAAAAAGCAAGCUGCGCUUGAUGAAGCAAUACAAAAUCUACCGGAUGAUAUCACAAGCCCAAUUUGGGAUUUGGACGAAAUCGAUCCACAUCAAGACACACCAGUUGAAAUACUUCAUGUUGUUUUGCUGGGUUUUGUGAAGUAUUUUUGGCGUGACCUUGUUCAAAACCAGCUUAACGAUGAAGGCAAAAAGCUGUUAAUUCAGCGACUCAACAGCUUUGAUGUCCGUGGCUUGGGUAUAUCACCCCUUGGUGGUAAGACCUUGGUCCAGUAUGCUGGUUCUCUCACUGGCCGGGAUUUCCGAGCGAUAUUGCAAGUGGCACCUCAUGUCAUUUACGAUCUUGUUCCCACCAAUGUCUUUGACGCCUGGGUGUCGCUUUCAAGACUUGUUCCACUUAUCUAUCAGCCCAAAAUUGACGAUAUGGACAAAUAUCUUGAGACUCUAGCACAAGAAGUGGAUUCAUUUUUGAUUAGUACGGCUCAAUGGACAUGUGCUUGGUUUAAUAAAAAGAAGUUUCACGUCUUGUUGCACUUGGUAGAACAUGUGCGACGGUUUGGUCCUGCAAUCAUAUUUGCUACUGAAUCUUUUGAAUCAUUCAAUGCAGUGAUUCGAGCUAAAAGUAUUCAUAGCAAUCGCCAAUCCCCAUCGCGAGACAUUGCCAUGGCUUUCGCCGAAGGCAAUUGUAUCCGACAUUUACUGAGUGGUGGGCUCUUUCUCCAGAAUCGCCAUCGUGACAUCCAGCAUACUACUGCCAGAGAUUGGCGAAGCAUUGGUCCAGGCCCAAACAGAAUUAUUGCCAUUGAUACAAUUAUUCCCAGCUAUCUUGGGCUAAUGGCUGCCACCGAUCCGUUAUUUUCAUCGGGACGAUGUAUAGUCGAUAAAACCCCUCCCAGGCCUCUUACGCAAACUCUUACUGGCACACUCCUUCCCAAUGUUGCCCUCGGAAACCACUCAUUUCAAACCUGCAAGCAAGUUCAACUCGAAAACGGCGAAAAUUGUGAACCAGGACAGUACGUUAUAGUGCAGGCACGUCAGCCCAAUGGCGCACCUCGAGCACCCUUUGUUGCCUGUGUUAAGGAAAUCGUACUGCAGCUGGGAUCAAGCAAUAGUGCCAAUGGAUAUCCCGAAGGCCUACUGUUGCAGUCAGUGUCUACAAACCAGGUUAACAGCAAGCUUCAAAUGCCUUCUCUGAUGCCUCUGGAAGAUACCUGGUCAUUCCUUCCUCUCUCGGAAAAUGGUGUUUGGUUACAAGUUGUUCUAAGUAAAUAG